AUGGCGUUGCUGAUCCUCGCAGUGGGCGAAAACCCCAACUUGUGCUUCUACGCAUGGCGGCUCCAGUCCACGCAAGCAUGCUCCGUGUCCGUCGUAUCCACAGCCAUAGAUGUCCUGGCGCCGGUGCGCUGGCAGUCCGAGCUGCUCGGAGACAGCGUCUUCCAGCCCGACUUCCUGGCAAACUCAUUGGCCCAGCUCGACCCACAGCGCAAGUAUGACGUGGUGCUCCUCAGCGUGUCCAACUUGCAAAGUUUCCAGGACACGUGUACAGCCGUGGCACCACUCUUGCAUGCAGAUGCACUCGUGGUGGUGGAGUCCACGGGAUACGUGCAAUUGGAGCCGUUUGUGGUGUCCAGCUUGCCGAGCAAAGCCGCGGCCGUGUGCUCCAUCAUGAACGAGGCGGACGUGCGGCGCUUUCCCUACUCCAACACGUUUGUACACGCGGUGUUGAACCAGGACCAGCGCAUUUAUUUGGGCUCGUGCACGCCGGAGCUGAAGGCGGCGGCCCUGGUGCGGGACCUGGAAACAUACGCCCAAUUCUACAAGCUCUUGCAAAAGGUGCAGGAGCACCUGUCUGGCCAUGUGAGUCUCCUCCGCUCUAGCAACCCACAAGAGUUCAUGACAUACCAGUGGAAGCUUGCGUUGCCGCGCAUCGUGUUGAACCCGUUGCUGGUGCUUUUCGAGGAGCCGUUUCCAGCGCGCUUGAGCAAACAGAUCUUGGCCAAGCCAUUGAUCUCUGGCCUCGUUAACGAGCUAUUCAAGAUCAUCAAGAAAAUGGGCUGCAAGCUCAUUAAGGGCUAUGAGAACGAGGCCAACAUCAUGAAGAACUGGCUGGCACACUUCCCGGUGGCCGACGCACCGGCAUCGCCAGAGUUCCGUGACUCCAAUACUGUAUUCUACAGCUUCUUCCAUCAGAUGGACGUUGACGUAGAUUUGCUUUUGUUGCAGCCCAUCCUCUUGGGCGACGACCACGCUGUGCGCACGCCGUACUUGGAAAACUUAUACUCCAUCGUGUGUCAGUUGCUCAAGAUGAAUGCCACAGAAUCGGUCUUCUUCACGCGGAAACAUGGCUCACUGCCAGCCCGCGUCCGUGAAAUGGACGUUUUGCUGGCGGACUUGGCCAACUUAAAAACUCAACGCGACACCGCCGACGCCCAGUACCGCGACCGCCAAUUGCGUAUGCAACAACUAGAGACCUCCCUCUCGCAGAGGCAACAAGCGCAGGACGAGCUUGUGCGCAAGUUUGAAGAGCAAACUCGACUCUACGAUAGCAAAAUCGACGAGUUGGCGCGCAUCCAACAGCAGAGAGAGGCCGCAGUGGCGGAAUUAGACUCAAAUUUGCAGGGCAAGUCGUCAAUGCUUCAGAGCUUGGAGGCACGUGUCAUGCAAGCGGAGGCUGCAUGGACCCAACAGCAGCAAAGCCAACAGCAUCGUCUGGAGCCAGCACUGAAAACCCUGGCCGGCUAUACAGACGGAAUUCCCGAUACUGAAGCCAACGCGCAAGCUCCUCUUUCUAGCUCAGAGAAUAGCGACAUGGAGGCACCCAAGAGCAGGACCUACGCUCUCCUGGAAAUGCAGUCUCCGGAUCUCUCAGAUCUUUCACACGUGGCAGUCUACGGCGCUGCUUUAAAUGGGGACGUGGGGCCACCAGCCACACGUACGCCAUCAAACUCUGUCAGCAAGCCUGGCCCCCCACAUGCGUCCGGUGAUCUCUCUGAGAAAGAGAAGGAACUUCAGCGCAGAGAACAGGCCUUGGCUCAGAGGGAGCGAGAGCUCCGUACGUCGCUGCUGCAGGCGCCUGGUACUCAGCGCGAGCUUUACUAUGAUGCUCAGAGCGCAGAGCAACUUCAUGAUUCUUCUUUGGCGCAUCCUGUUCAGCCAGCAUAUCAAGCAGGCGUGCCCGCCAAUGACAUGCCAGGUAGCCUCAACAACGGUCAGAAUAAUUUCACCAAUGGUGGAUAUAGCAAUGGGCAGCACAACCCUAACGGUGGCUUCAACAAUGGACAGAAUGGAUUUAAUAAUGGUGGACAGAACUUGCGCCCGCCAUUUGCCCCAACGGGCCCCCAUACAUAUAGCCAACAGUACGAGGCAAUGGGCCACGAGCAGCGCCCGCCACACGGAUUGCCUCCGAAUGGGUUUCCACAAAAUUCGCUCCCACCCACGCUUCGAAACCCACAGAGGUACCAGCAAAAUGGAGCUCUGUUUAAUCCGCAGAUGCAGCCGCAGAGACCAAGGAUUCUGUCUCACGCUAGCGGCCCGGCAAGCGUGAAUUACGCCGGCCUGUUACCGCCUCAGAACAACCAGGCACAUAAUAAUGCAGCUCUGCAAAGCGCAGGGCCCCAAAACAUGCAACACCGGUCUAACAGUUUGGCGUUUCAGCAACAGAUGCCUAUGGGCCAGCAACAGAUGCCCAUGGGCCAUCAACAGAUGCCUAUGGGUCAGCAACAGAUGCCUAUGGGCCAUCAACAGAUGCAAAGCCAAGGCUCACUGCAGUAUCUGGUAAAUCAAACUAUGCACGCUGUGCCCCAAGGCUAUCCUGCUAAAAAAGGAAGUCGACGCUCGGCGUUUCCAGAUCAGGCACUUAAUAUUGACUAUGGAGGCCGUGGCGGGAUGCCCAUGCCUGCGGCCAAUGGUGGAAAGCCGAAACACGCCACGGGGGGUGGUCAUAUCCCCCAGUCUUCGCCGCCAAUUGGACAGGCGAGAAAGUCGUACCUGGGUGCAAAUUUAGCACGGCCGGGCCUGGACCUGGGGUUUCCCCGCGCCGUGAAUCAGAACGUGUCAUCUAACUCUAACUCUUUGACAUCGCACGCGAGCAUAUCUGAGGAUUCGCCCAAACCCUCUACACCAGACAGUCUGAAGGAUAUACGACUAGACGUGCCAGUGGCGGAGGUGCCGGCUAAACCACUCGGUGGUAUUGCCCCGCCACCAGAAGAGAAGAAAAAGAAGAAACGGAGUUUCCUCAAGAAGCACUAA
This is a messenger RNA of Metschnikowia bicuspidata var. bicuspidata NRRL YB-4993, 2973 nucleotides long. RefSeq lists its product as uncharacterized. The transcript is spliced from 2 exons. Lineage: Eukaryota; Fungi; Ascomycota; Pichiomycetes; Serinales; Metschnikowiaceae. Gene Ontology annotation, molecular function: oxidoreductase activity. The coding region runs from base 1 to 2973 and encodes 990 amino acids. Gene Ontology annotation, cellular component: cytoplasm. The record is from RefSeq and is a predicted model, not a curated record.